Rotaria socialis is the source of this 1530-nucleotide messenger RNA. The record is from the annotation of a GenBank genome assembly. NCBI's taxonomy places the organism in Eukaryota, Metazoa, Rotifera, Eurotatoria, Philodinida, Philodinidae.
AUGUGUAGUGAAGCCUCAAAAGUACUUCUUGCUGAAACAUGGUCAGAAGAUGUAGAUCCAACCGGCUGGUGGAUGAGUGAAAAACUUGACGGUGUUAGGGCAUAUUGGAACGGAAAGAAUUUUUAUUCUCGUCAAGGCAAUCUUUUUCAUGCUCCGGAUUUUUUCAAAGCUGCUCUACCAAAAGUACCACUUGAUGGAGAAAUCUGGUGUGGUCGCGGUUUAUUUCAAAAAUGUAUUAGUAUUAUUAAAAAACAAGCAGAUAAAGUCGUUCCGGAUGAUUAUAAACUUUUGACAUAUUUAAUAUUCGAUGCACCCAGUCAUGGCGGUAAAUAUGAGGAUCGUGUUAAAUGGUUACAAGCUAAUAUUCCUCAAGAUGAUGAUAAAUGUUUUGCGACAGUAGUUGGCAUAAAAAAAUGUGAAGGCUUAGCACAACUCAAACAAUGUUUAGCUGAUGUAAAUAAAGCUGGUGGAGAAGGCAUUAUGCUUCGCAAACCCGGCAGUCUGUAUGAACACAAACGUUCAACAACAUUACUCAAAGUGAAAACUUUCUAUGACGAAGAAGCACUUAUUAUUGGGCACAAACCUAGUAAAAGUCUAGUGGGAAUGGUUGGUGCACUUCAGUGUGAGCUUCCCAAUGGAAAACAAUUCGAUGUUGGCAGCGGACUUACUAUGGAUCAACGUCGAAAAGCACCGAAAAUAGGCUCGGUUAUAACAUUUAAAUUUCAAGAACUAUCAAAUAAUGGUCAUCCAAGAUUUCCUGUUUUUCUUCGAGUUCGCACGGACUUAACAUGGAAUGAUGUACUCGAAGCAGCUAAAACAAAAAAACCAAUGAGUGUCAUACAAAAAAUAAUACCGUCAACAAAGUUAUCUAAACAACAUUCUAUAUUAUUUUCUGUCAUUCCAUCGCGCGAUGUCAGUACAGGAAAAAAAAUAGUUACGUCUGAUGAUGAAGAUGAUGAUGCACCAACCACAGCAGCAGCAGCAGCAGCAGGAGCAACAACAACAACAAAACCUUCAGAUACACGAAAGAUAUGUCAAUACGGUGCUAAAUGUUAUCGAACAAAUGCUGAUCAUUUUAAACAAUUUCAACAUCCACCAUCGAAAACUGCCACUAAAACAACUGAAACUGAAUCAAAAGCAAAACCAAUGUGUACAUUUGGUACCAAAUGUUAUCGUACAAGUUCAGCGCAUCUAGCCAUGUAUUCACAUACAGCAAAAGAUGAAACCGAAGAAGAAAUUCUGGAUACUCGGGAUUUAAUCGAACCUGAUGAGCCAGCAUCGCCAACGGCAAUUGAUGCUGUUUUAGUGAAAGAUAAAAACAAAGGUCUUACAUUCGAUGAUGACGAUAGUAAUGACAAUCAAGAUCAAGAAAUGAUUUCACGACCGAAAAAAGAAUGGAUAGAACUAGAAAACAAGUUGACCGAACAAAGUAAACGUCUAGCUCAUCUCGAAGAAAUGUUCAAAACAACGAAACGAUCAUUAUCAACGAACGAUGAUGCAAAUGAUGGCAAACGUCUUAAAACAGAUUAA